Penicillium brasilianum is the source of this 3267-nucleotide messenger RNA. The record is from the annotation of a GenBank genome assembly. Lineage: Eukaryota; Fungi; Ascomycota; Eurotiomycetes; Eurotiales; Aspergillaceae.
GAGCCAGAUUUAAGCCACGGCCAAGCCAACGAAAGAAAUCAACCGAUCGUACGUGAACGGUUAAAUAGCCAGAAGAAUCACCAAAGAAGACUCACGUUGUUUACUCCCGAAGUACUCCGUCCGAGUAUGGCUAAUAGCAACAAAGAAUUGGCCACGCGAUAGGCCAAAAGCGACCAGUGGGAAAAAAAAUUAAGUAACUGAAAGGAACAAAUCCCGGUUCGUCCCUAGGAAGCCAGCCGCCAAUUUAUCUCACGCCCUUCAAAUCGCAGUCCUGGAAAUGGUAAAUCUCCUGCGGGGCCGAGUCUCGACCACUUCAUGCCGAGGAGCUGGCAUGCCACCACCAGACCCGGUCGGGAAUAGUAGCCCGCUUGGAGCCACGCUUAACGAGGGGCCUUUCCCCCAAAGCAUUCAUUGUGCGGAUGGAGGCCAAUGAGUGGGAUGUGCAGGGCUGGUAUCUGAAUGGUAAAAGUUUGGCGGGGCGCGUUUUCCCAUCAAUCAUCACCCGAGGUGGAGAGUUGUCGACGAGUGGUCGCUGGGGUUAUCCAAGUGGGCUGGCCCCCCCGCAAUGGGACAAGCACGGAAAAGCCGCAUUAGCGGCCGGCCCGGGGGGUUUCUCUUUUGGAGCUACUGGAUGGGGAAAGGGACUUGGGAACCCCGGCAAUUCUUGAUUUGGGCUUUCUCAGUUGGCUGUUGGUUUUGGCUGGUUUUGGUUGGUUGGAGUUUAGUUGGAAGAGGACGCUGGCCAUACGAUGGAUCAAUCUGGUGGCUGACCAGGAGGAUUUACUCCGAAAGCUGCAGGCUGCGCGGCCGUGGUGUUGGUAUAUCUAGAACGUUUUUCCCUGCUCUCUGAACGGUGUGGAGGUCCCCAGAUUGCUUUUAAAACCCCCGGUCUCUUGCUGAUCGUGGGUCUUCUUGUGGAUUCUUUUGUCUUGGUGGAGUUCAUUCGACUCUUAGUGCUACGAGCAAGUCGUUCAUCAUGCGUCUCUCGCCGUCAUGGUACCAGUUCCUAGUCGGCGUGUUUGCCUCCCUGGGUUCAUUCCUCUAUGGAUAUGAUCUCGGUGUUAUUGCAGAGGUCAUUGUGUGUGACUCUUUCGUUUCCAAGUUUGCUGCCAACUCUACCCAGAGUGGCCUGGUUGUCUCCAUGUUCACCUGCGGUGCCUUCUUCGGUGCCGGCUUCGCCGGUCCCAGUGGUGAUUACCUAGGUCGACGCAAGACCAUCUCUCUGGGUUGUCUGAUGUUCUGUUUGGGAGGUUCUCUCCAAACCGGUGCCCGAACCCUGCCCUAUCUGUACAGCGGUCGAUUCUUUGCUGGUUUCGGUGUCGGUUUCCUGACCAUGGUCAUUCCUCUGUACCAGGCUGAGAUCUGCCACCCCAAGAUCCGUGGCCGAGUCACCGCGCUGCAGCAGUUUAUGCUCGGUGUCGGCGCCUUGUGCGCUUCGUGGAUCUCUUACGGCACGUAUAUCGGAUUCUCUUCGACCAACAAUGCUCAGUGGCAGGUUCCCUUGGGUAUCCAGAUUAUCCCUGCUGUCUGCCUGGGUCUGCUGAUCACUGUUUUCCCCGAGUCUCCCCGUUGGUUGAUUGAUCACAACCGCCCAGAAGAGGGUCUCAAGACCCUCGCCAAGCUCCACGCUCAUGGAAACGAGUUGGAUCCCUGGGUGCAGGCCGAGUACGCCCAGAUCCAGGAGAGCAUCACCUUUGAGCACGAGAACGAGGCCAAGUCGUACGUGGAGCUAUUCACGAACCGGUCUUCUUUCCGCCGACUUUUCCUCUGCUGUGCUAUUCAAGCCUCUAUUCAAAUGACCGGCGUCUCUGCGAUUCAAUACUACUCCGUCGACAUCUACAAGCAAAUCGGCAUCUCCGGCGAAGCCACCCUGCGCUACCAAGCCAUCAACUCCAUCAUCGCGCUCGUCGCCCAAUUCCUCUGCAUCCUCUUCAUCGACCGCUUCGGCCGUCGCUGGACCCUAAUCGGCGGCAACCUCGGCAACUGCGUCACGUUCAUCAUCGCAACGAUCCUCCUCGCCAAAUUCCCGCCUACGACGAUCAACAGCGGCGCCCAUUGGGGCUUCAUUAUCAUGACCUGGCUCUACAACUUCUCCUUCUCCGCAACCUGCGGCCCGUUGUCCUGGAUUAUUCCCGCCGAGGUCUUUGAUACCCGGACUCGAUCCAAGGGUGUCUCUAUCGCGACGGCUGUCUCGUUUGCGUUCAAUACGAUGAUCGGUCAGGUGACGCCUAUUGCGAUGGAAAACAUCAAGUAUCGGUAUUACUUUUUGUUCGUGAUUUGUAAUUUCACGAAUGCGGUCUUCUUUUAUUUCUUGUUGCCCGAGACCAAGAAGGUGCCACUCGAGGAGAUGAACUAUAUGUUCUCGCAUGCGCCGUGGUUUGUGCCGGGAAGUAAGAAGGAGGAUUAUUUGCCGCAUGACUUGGAGAGGAAGGUUGAGGAGCAGGAGGUUAAGCAGAAUGCGGUGCAUUAUGAUUAAAAAGGGGGGGGGGAGAGGUCGUUGGGAAGUGGGAGUUUGAGUUGGGAUUGUUCUGAAGAAGGAAGGGAAUGGGAGGGCGGUGUUGGAUUGAGGAAACCCAUGUGUGGAAUAAGACUGUUGCUCGUUGAGAUAUAAUACAUAUUCAUUCUGAAUCCGAGUCUGAUCCAUAUCCUACCAGUCCCAGCGCGGCCGGUGCUGGUUUAGCGGGCUGCUUAGUAUCCGUCGUAGUCGUUUCUGGUAUACUCGAAAGUGCCUUGGUCUCCGAUACACCCUUGACAGCAUUUACAGCCGUCGUUGGGCUGUAAGUGUUGGUCACAGGCGUAGACGUAGCCUUGGUAGCUGCUACCUCAUUCUUCGCCGUAGCCACGCCACUCUCGGUCAGCGAAGCUUUACGCUUCUUCCCCGGAAUUAACGCAUCCUUCCCCUUGUCCCUCCUCCUCUUCCUCGCAGGGAUAGCCCAGUCCUCCUCCUCCGCAGGCGCAGGGGUCACAUCCGAUGCGGUAGACCCCAACAUCGCCUUCUCCGCCUCCUCGCGCUGCUUCCGGAAGACCUCCAGCUGAUCGGCCGUAUCCUUCUUCACGGCCUCUUCCUGGGCGCGAGUGGACUCCAGCACCGAAUCUAGAAAAUCAAUUUCGUCUUCAUCCAGCGCGCGGAAUUGGUUCUUUAGCCGGAUCUUCUCUUCGAACUGUUCUUGUUUCGCCACUGUUCGUCACGAAAGUCAUCCUGACAUGUUAGCCGCGCGUCCCUAUAUUGGUUCGUCGUCUGCGACCGGCAUGUAGCCUAUAGCAUUG